AUGGCACGGACGAAAAUCCCUUCCCACGAGCUCGUUCUCCUUUGCUGUAUCCUUCUCUUCGCGUUCUCUCGAGUCCUUGGAGACAUUGAGGCUGCUGCUAUACAUCUGCAAACUGGAAUUUCCAUCUUACGUGAUGCACGAACCCAAAUCUACUCCACCUCCGCCUUUGCGCUCCAGGGUGACAAAGAUGUCAUACACGACCUGACAGUCAUGUUCGUCCAACUCGACAUAGAGUCUACCAUGCAAGACAUUGAUCGUGGCCCACGCCUUAACGUAAAUCAUGAUCCCGUGGGUUCUCGAUACAUACAGCCGGACUGGAUACCAUCAGCCGACAUCAUCUCGCCGCACGACUCCAUGGAGUCUUGGAUGUACAUAUGCCACGAAAUGUGGCGCUUCAUCUCUUGCAACGCGCAAUAUCGCUACAAGCCAUUGACCGACGUACCGCUGCGAGUCAUCGAGCAGUGGCAUGUCCUCAGAGGCAGCAUCAAGAGCUGGAGGGCAGCGACCAAAGACUACCUUAGACACCAUCCUGCGAUCCAUCGAGGUGACCGAGCUACAGUCGCACGGGCAAAGCUCGGUCCCGAACAGAUUCUUGAUGCUAUUCGAGCAUUGAUCAUCGAGUCACAUUACUUCUCCUGCAAGCGCUUCAUCGCAGAAAGCCUACAGGAUCCCGACAACCUCAAGCCCUUCGACAGACACCCAGAUGCUCUCCUCGAAACGGCCGAGAGAGUCAUCGCUCUUCGUCGCACGUAUUACGGCAUGAAAAAUAUCCACACGGAGAAGAGCUUCACCACGCACGUGGGAAUUGUGGAGGCACUGUUGUUGCUUGUGCAUCGGACUACAUUUCCACACAUUCGCACAAGCGCACAGCAGCUCAUUGGACAAUUCGAGGAGGUGCAGCAGGGUCAGACUGGGCUUGCUGCCUUCUUUGAAGGGUAUACGAAGGAUUUCAUGCUCAUAUAUGAGAUGCCUGGACAUUGA
Messenger RNA from Recurvomyces mirabilis, 981 nucleotides. RefSeq lists its product as uncharacterized. The record is from RefSeq and is a predicted model, not a curated record. NCBI's taxonomy places the organism in Eukaryota, Fungi, Ascomycota, Dothideomycetes, Mycosphaerellales, Teratosphaeriaceae. The transcript has a single exon. The coding region runs from base 1 to 981 and encodes 326 amino acids.